Lathyrus oleraceus (garden pea) is the source of this 873-nucleotide messenger RNA. RefSeq lists its product as uncharacterized. The record is from RefSeq and is a predicted model, not a curated record. NCBI's taxonomy places the organism in Eukaryota, Viridiplantae, Streptophyta, Magnoliopsida, Fabales, Fabaceae. The transcript has 2 exons. The coding region runs from base 1 to 873 and encodes 290 amino acids.
AUGUCGUUGUCGAACACUUCAAUAGAGGUGUUGAGGCAGCAAAUGGAUGAUAGUAAUCAUGAGUUGGUUAAUAUGUUAACUAAUCAAAUGGGUACAGUUUUUAAUCCUGUGAUACAGGAAUUCGCUGAAACAAAUAGGCAGGUGGCUAAUCAAUUGACACGCUUGUGUAACUUCCUGGGGGCACCGGCUCAACAGAUGGCACAAGUGGUCAGGCAAACCGUUCCUUUUCAAAUGGAUAUAGGGGCAGCGGAAGAUGAGACAGUCCAUGAGGUACAAAUUCUUAGACCCCAACAAAAUCAAGGCGUUGAAUCAGGAGUAGCAGGACGUAACCAGAUGGUGUUGGUUAACCGACAUCAGGAUGCUGAUCAAAUUAUCGAUCAACAUCGACAAGAAGACUUAGCAGUAGAAAAUGAUUUGACAACUAUUGUCGAAAGGAUUAUGGCUAGGAAUGGUAUGAGUUCCACAUUGCAAAGGCCAUUAUAUGCUUCCCCAUUGGCUGAAUUUAUUCUCCAAACCGAGGCACCUAGAGGAAUGAAAGUGCCUAAAUACACUAAGUUUGGGGGAGAAUCUAGUGAGUUGACAAUAGAACAUAUUGCCAGAUAUUUAACAGAGUCAGGAGAUUUAUCUCAUAAUGGAGUUCGACAUCUAGAACGACUAAGGUUAGAGAAGGUUAGACACAGUAAGGCUAAGAAAGAAAAAGUAGCGUUUGUCGACUAUGACGCGACAGAUCCAAUCUGUGAGGCUGAUUAUGCCUCAUCGACCGAAUUAGAAAUUGACGUGGCUGAGUUAAAGCUAGGAUCUGCUUAUGAGUGUCGGUUAUUACUUCCUGCACAAGGGAAAAUCCUGUCGAAAAUAAUCCAAAAUUCCCUCUAA